GGGUCACCAUGUAGGGUUUGAGGAGAACACAGAAGACUGAGGCAUGGCUAAGGGAAAAAGGGAUGGUAUAGGAAUUCCAAGCUUGAGGAGCAGAGAUUGGGGCAUGUAGGGAUGUGGCUAAUUUGGGGAGCUCCCAAGGGCCCUGGAUCAAGAAAUCCUGUCCCUUUUUUUUUUUUUUUUUGGCACCUGCCAUGCUAACUCCAUGCAGGACAAAAGCCCAGAGAAGACUAACUAACCCCCGCUGUGGCCCUGAGCUCUGCAGUCUUGAAUUCAGUUACCUACCUGCAUGUUUGCCCAUGCAUCAAAUGCUUACCUUUGCGUCUAGCCACAUCUGACUAACAUCACUGCUCCUCCAUCCUCCAUCUCUCGUAAUGCCCACUGUGUGAUAGCUGCUAAUGCCAAACCCUAGACGUCAUCUUGAUACUUUCUCUCAUCUCCGACAUCCAAGCUUCCAGCAACUUUUCCUGGCUGUCUUCAAAAGAGACUGAGUAUCCAGCCACUUCCUACCAGCUCCUCUGCCACUAUCCAGGCUGACAGCAGCAGCAGCAACUUGCCGGAACUAUCGCAGUAGACUUCUCACUAGUACCGCUAGCUCCCUGCAACCUUUCCUCUCGUGGCAUCCAGCUGAAUCUUUUGAGCUCAUGCCCAAGUCACUGGAAUAAAAUAAUGAGAAGAGAAUCUAAGACGAGCCCCAGCAGAAUCAGCAGAGACUGUGGCCUGUGCAGAAUGCAUGGGCUACUGGAAAGCUGAGGCCCCACAAACCGACUCCCCAUAGCCCCACAUUCACAACAAGGUUGUGUGGUGUAUGCUGGACAUGUACAUGUGGGGGCUAUAUACAUAUAUCUAUGUUUUAUACACAUACACAUAUCAGGGUAGAGUGUAUGUGUGUAAUGGCUUGGGGUAUAGUUAUGGGGCCCUUUGUGACAUACCCUGGUCAACACCUACUCAGAUCAGAGGUUACCUGUAUGGUUCAAGUGGAUGAAUAUCUUACACCGUCCCUGGAACGCACGUGACUCCAUUCCACUGUUGUCCCUGCAGCCUGCCUCUGAAAAGAACCCAAUGCCCAACCCCAGGCCAGCCAAGCCCGUGGCCCCUUCCUUGGCCCUUGGUCCAUCCCCAGGAGUCUUGCCAAGCUGGAAGACUGCACCCAAGGGCUCAGAACUCCUAGGGACCAGGGGUCCUGGGGGAACUUUCCAAGGCCGGGACCUGAGAGGUGGGGCCCACACUUCUUCCUUGAACCCUCUGCCACCAUCACAGCUGCAGCUGCCUACAGUACCCCUCGUCAUGGUGGCACCCUCUGGGGCCCGACUGGGCCCCUCACCCCACUUGCAGGCACUUCUCCAAGACAGACCACACUUCAUGCAUCAGCUCUCCACUGUAGAUGCGCAUGCUCAGACCCCUGUACUACAAGUGCGCCCACUGGACAACCCAGCCAUGAUCAGCCUCCCACCACCUUCUGCUGCCACUGGAGUUUUUUCCCUCAAGGCCCGGCCUGGCCUGCCACCUGGGAUCAAUGUAGCCAGUCUGGAAUGGGUGUCCAGGGAGCCAGCUCUACUCUGCACCUUCCCACGCUCGGGUACACCCAGGAAAGAUAACAACCUCUUGGCUGCACCGCAAGGAUCCUAUCCACUGCUGGCCAACGGAGUCUGCAAGUGGCCUGGUUGUGAGAAGGUCUUUGAGGAGCCAGAAGAGUUUCUCAAGCACUGCCAAGCAGAUCACCUCCUGGAUGAGAAGGGCAAGGCGCAGUGCCUCCUCCAGAGGGAAGUGGUGCAGUCCCUGGAGCAGCAGCUGGAGCUGGAAAAGGAGAAGCUGGGUGCUAUGCAGGCCCACCUGGCUGGGAAGAUGGCACUGUCAAAGGCUCCAGCUAUGGCCUCAAUGGACAAGAGUUCUUGCUGCAUUGUAGCCACCAGCGCGCAGGGCAGCGUUCUCCCAGCCUGGUCCGGACCCCGGGAGGCUUCCGACAGCCUGUUUGCAGUGCGGAGGCACCUCUGGGGAAGCCAUGGAAAUGGCACCUUUCCAGAGUUCUUCCACAACAUGGACUAUUUCAAGUUCCAUAACAUGAGGCCCCCUUUCACCUACGCCACCCUCAUCCGAUGGGCCAUCCUGGAAGCUCCAGAGAAGCAGAGAACACUCAAUGAAAUCUACCACUGGUUCACACGCAUGUUUGCCUACUUCCGAAACCACCCGGCCACCUGGAAGAACGCCAUCCGCCACAACCUGAGCUUGCACAAGUGCUUUGUGCGCGUGGAAAGCGAGAAGGGAGCGGUGUGGACCGUAGAUGAGUUUGAGUUUCGCAAGAAGAGGAGCCAACGCCCCAGCAAGUGCUCCAAUCCUUGUCCUUGACCUCAAAACCAAGAAAAGAAAGAUGGACAGGGGCCAAAACAUAAACCGGAGGCUGUGGAGGCAAGGAGGCAAGUCCUGGACAUAUCUACAGAGACCAGGCAAUGAUGUUUCCGCCAUCUUGCCUGCCAAGGCCUCUGCUCCCUAUCUAGCUACCCUCCUGGAUUAUAUCUUCCGCCUUAAGGCUGAGGGAUACCAAUCCCAGCCCGGCCCCUACCCCGACCUAGCCCCAAGACAGGCUUUCCAGCCAAAAAGCCCUCAGACCCAGCUAUACAUACAGCCUGCCUUGGCCACUCCCAAGUGGAAAAAUGACACAGACAUGGUCAUAAGACUGUCUCCUGGACUCAACCCAAACCCUAAAACACAAAGAGCCUGCCUUGGUACAUUCGCCUGCCCUCAAAGUUGCAUAGUCCUGCAGUCUCACGUGACUGCAGCCCUACUGACUCAUACAGCCACAUCGGGAACCAUGGGCACUAACUGUCACACAUAGGUACAUAUGAAGACCCUUGCACAACAGCAGCACCGGAACCUUCAGGAUUGUAUCCCAGAAAACCACACAGGCAUAACUAGUAAUACACAGUCUUAUGCCAUGCCCCAACAUAUCAAGUCACAGCUUGUCAGAACUCACACAU
Alexandromys fortis (reed vole) is the source of this 2972-nucleotide messenger RNA. RefSeq names its product forkhead box P3 (gene Foxp3). The transcript is spliced from 11 exons. Gene Ontology annotation, cellular component: nucleus. The record is from RefSeq and is a predicted model, not a curated record. Gene Ontology annotation, molecular function: RNA polymerase II cis-regulatory region sequence-specific DNA binding; DNA-binding transcription repressor activity, RNA polymerase II-specific. Bases 979 to 2343 code for a protein of 454 amino acids. Gene Ontology annotation, biological process: regulation of transcription by RNA polymerase II. NCBI's taxonomy places the organism in Eukaryota, Metazoa, Chordata, Mammalia, Rodentia, Cricetidae.